CCCUCUGCCAAAAUCAACCAAGUCCCAACCCUUAAUAACCCCUCCCAAAUUACUUUCACGACUUCGUUCAACAUAUUUCACAACUAUUGCUGAGCUUUCCACGUCCAGCUACUCAACUCACCAGACCCAGAACCUCAAAUGACUACCGUUUCUAGGAACUACAACAACCCAAAUUAACCCUCUGAAAUGCAAAAUUUCCCCCAAAGUCCGCUUGAAACCUUUUACAUCAAUCGGCAUUUACAUAAUUAAGGACACAGAUCAAAUUAGCAUGGUCCAAACACACGAACAAUCCAAAAAAAAAAACAAAACGUUAACUAAUCGUCUAACAGAAAACCCUAAACAAGCUUCAUAAAAACAGACACCUAACUGAGACACUGAAAAGCAAAAAAUGGCUCAAAUCACAAGGAGGACCAUGGAAGAAGAGAAAACCGGCGAAGCAGCGAUCGCAGAAACAGUCAGCGCGGGUGGUGUUAUUGCCACAGCCACUACUGUUAAUACCACAGCUUUUUUUAAUUAUUUGACUAUUAUACCCCUCAUUUGAAUCCAACUUGCAGCAGUCACCACCUUCUCCGCGUGGGUUAAUGGUCAAUUAAUUAAAAAAGCUGUGGUGUUAACCUGUGAAGCUGUGGCAAUAACACCACCCAAAUCUU
Rubroshorea leprosula is the source of this 650-nucleotide messenger RNA. Lineage: Eukaryota; Viridiplantae; Streptophyta; Magnoliopsida; Malvales; Dipterocarpaceae. The record is from the annotation of a GenBank genome assembly.